AUGUAUCUAUCUAUUUAUGUCUGUCUGUUCGUCUGUCAGUCUCAGCCUGUUCAUAUCUAUCUAUCUAUCUAUCUAUCUAUCUAUCUAUCUAUCUAUCUAUCCGUCCUCCUGUCUGUUUCAGCCUGUCGUGCAGAAUCUUCAUGUCCUUGUGCCAGUAAUUGGACAUUUUCAGUAAUUUAUUUUUUCAAACUGAAUAAUUCUCUCUUCCAUUUUCAAACACCCUCUCAUUUUCUUUCGAUUUUCUCAACCCUCUCUUUAUUUGACCUAUUUUCCACCCUCUCUCUCUCCCCCCUCUCUCUCCUCUCUCUCAACUCUCUCCCUCUCUCUUACCUCUAUCCCCCUCUCUCUUACCUCUAUCCCCCUCUCUCUUCCCUCUCACCCUCUCUCUCCAUCUCUUACUUCCCUCUCUCUCUCCUCACUCUCCUCUCUCUCAACUCUCUCCCUCUCUCUUACCUCUAUCCCCCUCUAAAUUCCCUCUCCCUUCAUCUCUUACUUCCCUCUCUCUCUCCUCACUCUCCUCUCUCUCUCAUCUCUAUCCCCUCUCUCAUACCUCUAUCCCCUUCUCUCUUCCCUCUCUCCCUCUCCCUCCAUCUCUUGUUUCCCUCUCUCUCUCCUCACUCUCCUCUCUCUCUCAACUCUAUCCCCUCUCUCCUACCUCUAUACCCCUCUUCCCUCUCUCCCUCUCCCUCCAUCUCCUCCCUCUCUCUCUCCCUCCUCCUCUCUCUCAAAUCUCUCCCUCUCUUACCCUCUAUACCCCUCUCUUCCUCUCUCCUCUCCCUCCAUCUCUUGCCCCCUCUCUCUCCUCCUCCUCUCCUCUUUCUCAACUCUCUCCCUCUCUCUUACCUCCUCCCCUCUCUCUCCCCUCUCUCCCUCUCCCUCCAUCUCUUACUUCCCUCUCUCUCUCCUCACUAUCCUCUCACUCUCAACUCUCUCCCUCUCUCUUACCUCUAUCCCCUCUCUUUUCUCUCUCCCUCUCCUUCCAUCUCUUACUUCCCUCUCUCUCUCUCUCCUCACUCUCCUCUCUCUCUUAACUCUAUCCCCUCUCUCUCCUCUCGAUAUUUAACAAUCCCCCCACGAGGAAUAUAUGUGGCACAAGGCCGAAUUUAA
Molecule: messenger RNA, 1107 nt
Organism: Acanthosepion pharaonis
Lineage: Eukaryota; Metazoa; Mollusca; Cephalopoda; Sepiida; Sepiidae
Source: the annotation of a GenBank genome assembly